Messenger RNA from Phalaenopsis equestris, 1038 nucleotides. RefSeq lists its product as uncharacterized. Bases 114 to 875 code for a protein of 253 amino acids. NCBI's taxonomy places the organism in Eukaryota, Viridiplantae, Streptophyta, Magnoliopsida, Asparagales, Orchidaceae. The record is from RefSeq and is a predicted model, not a curated record. The transcript is spliced from 2 exons.
UAUGACAUGUAACUUACACAUUAAGUCUUCCCGUCGAGUUUAAGCGACCUCCCUCUUCUCUUCUUGUCGUCGACUUUGGGAAUCGCUACCGGGAGGAGGAGAGGAAAGAGACAAUGGGGGUGUUCUCGAACAUGAUCUCUAGGGAGGAGCUGAAGCCCGGAGAUCACAUCUAUUCAUGGAGGACAGCCUACAUAUACGCUCAUCACGGUAUUUAUAUAGGAGAUGAUAUGGUCAUCCAUUUCACAAGAGCAGCAGGCCAGGAGAUUGGUACUGGAACUUUCCUGGACAAUCUUUUCCUUAGCUCCUCUCCAUCACCAACCAACACCAUAUGUGAGAUAUGUGGUGAUCAGAGUAAGCUCCAUGGAGUUAUCAAAUCAUGUCUUAAUUGCUUCCUUGCUGGAGGAAAUCUCUACAUCUUUGAGUACGCUGUUUCUUCUGCCUUCUUCAUCGCCAAAGCUCGAGGAGGAACCUGUACUUUAGCUGCUUCAGAUCCAGCAGAGGAUGUCUUGCACCGGGCCAAGUCUCUUCUCAACGAAGGAUUUGGCGGCUACAGCCUUUUCAAGAAUAACUGUGAGGAUUUCGCUAUCUAUUGCAAGACCGGUUUUCUUAUUGAGACAAAUUACAGCAUAGGCCGAAGCGGCCAACUGGCAUCAUGGACGGCAGCUGCUUCAACAGUCAUGUCUUCCCCGCUUCGCUACCUCACAACCAGUGGGACUGGUUUGGUGGUUGUGGCGGGAACGAUGUACUCGCUCAGCCGCUACAUUGCUGAUAUCGGUGUACGGCGUGAUGUCGUCAAGAUCCCUGUGGAGAGGCUGAUCGAAGAGGCUGGUGCUGAAGAAGAACCUCAGCAAGCUGUAGGAUUGCUGACAAUUUGAUGCAAAAGUGUCAUUUGAUCAUUAUGUUAUUUGAAAUAUAUUUGGAAGAACUUGUGCUUUGAUACUGCUGCUAAUUGUUUUCAGAACAAUUUACAGAUGUCUAAUUUCUACUAUGUCAGUAUUUAUAUUUAAAUGUUUCUUGAGGUUGAAAGAUGUGAAUUGG